AUGGUUUUAUUAGGACAAAGUUAUGUGGCUUUAUCCAGAGGGAUCUCAUUGGAAGGAUUACAGAUGUUAAGAUUUGAACCUCAUAAAGUCAUGGCACAUCCAGAAUUUAUCAAAUGGAGUAAGAGCCUGUUGGCCAUCCAUUGGGACCAUCUUUUGUUUUACAUUUUGUUUGUCUGA
Messenger RNA from Melampsora larici-populina 98AG31, 177 nucleotides. RefSeq lists its product as uncharacterized. NCBI's taxonomy places the organism in Eukaryota, Fungi, Basidiomycota, Pucciniomycetes, Pucciniales, Melampsoraceae. The transcript has a single exon. The coding region runs from base 1 to 177 and encodes 58 amino acids. The record is from RefSeq and is a predicted model, not a curated record.